This is a messenger RNA of Mesoplodon densirostris (Blainville's beaked whale), 764 nucleotides long. Its product is annotated as zinc finger CCHC domain-containing protein 10-like. Lineage: Eukaryota; Metazoa; Chordata; Mammalia; Artiodactyla; Ziphiidae. The transcript has 2 exons. Bases 1 to 657 code for a protein of 218 amino acids. Gene Ontology annotation, molecular function: zinc ion binding; nucleic acid binding. The record is from RefSeq and is a predicted model, not a curated record.
AUGUGGGGCAGACCUGUGGCAGCAGAGGCCAACCUGAUGUUGCACCAACCUGAGGAGAAGUGCAUCAACCGGCUAGUGAGUGGGCGCCAGUAUGCGGGGUCAGUGUGGGAUCCUCAGCGUGGCCUGGUGGAGGUUGGCCGUUUUUCUCACACGUCGCCUGCCCGUGAGGGGCUCGGGCCGGGACGUGAAGCAAAUAAACAACAUGUAAGAUGUCAGAAGUGCUUGGAAUUUGGGCAUUGGACUUAUGAAUGCACAGGAAAAAGAAAGUACCUACAUAGGCCUUCAAGAACAGCAGAACUAAAGAAAGCUUUAAAAGAAAAAGAAAACAGAUUAUUAUUACAGCAAAGCAUUGGAGAAACUAAUGUAGAAAGAAAGACCAAGAAAAAAAGGUCUAAAAGUGUAACCAGUUCCAGUAGCAAUAGCAGUGAUAGUUCAGCCAGUGAUUCUUUAUCAGAGAGUGAAGAGACCUCUACCUCAUCCUCCUCAGAGGACAGUGACUCUGAUGAAAGCUCCUCCAGUUCAUCAUCUUCAGCCUCUUCCACAAGCUCUUCCUCCUCCUCCAAUUCAGACUCAGAUUCCAGCUCUUCCAGUAGCAGCAGCAGCAGCACAAAUAGUAGCUCUGAGGAUGAACCACCAAAGAAGAAGAAAAAGAAAUAGAACUGUUCCAUCCAUGUUGGACUGAUGGACUAAAAACAUUAAUGUGAUUCUCAGAAGGGAAUUUAGAAUGUGUUAAGACCAAAUAGGUUAACUGAUCAAAAUUUUUA